GGAAAGUGACGGAAGUACCAAUGCAACAUGUUGCAAUAAGCUGUAGAGCUGCACACGACAUUGGGCAUUGUUAAAGUGCGUAAAAUGCAGUGUGAAGAGAAUGGGAAAGAUAUGCGAGGCAAAAUUAUGGAUGAAAAUAUUGUGUCAGGAGGUUAUCCGCUGUGGUCGUUCAGUGGCACACUUUCCGAUUUCACUCAGAAUGGACAGGACAGGGAGCUUUUAAACCAAGAUGGAGCUAUUUCUAGCAAUUCUAUGGUCGAUGACUUGGUGGCAAAAAUAUUGGAUGAAGAGUCACUUGUGGGAACUAAUGGACUGAAGGAUACUUUCAAUGGGGAGCCCAGCUUAUACUCUCUUUACAAUGGCAGCUGUCUGUCAGCAAUUGACUGGAACGAUCAGUACCAGAAUGGUAUGAACGGUGCACAACUGAGUUUCCCAAAUAGCUUUAGUGCCCUCGAUGGGAUAAAACUUUCUGAUUUGGAACUACAUAACUCAUCUGGAACAAAAGAUUGUAAUAUUAACAAUGAAUUUCCGUGCAUAGAGCUCCCCAGACUAGACCAGUUGGAUUUUGAUUUAGGCAUACUGUCUCUAGAGGGGAAUGGUGUAAACCAGACUCAAGCUUUGUCUCUUCCUCCUCCUGCACACGCUCGCUUACAGGCUGAAUCAUAUGUGACUCAAGGGUUACCAGAACAUCAACAUAACCAGGAAUCUCAUCAGAAUUUCUGUCAUAUUGACCCUGGGAAAGAUUUAUCAUUAGGAAGUACAUUUACUGGAAAUACUCAGUUAUCACUAUUUUCUUCAUCUGACUCUACUCAGCAAGAUACAGCAGCACAAUCAUUAACAAUUAAUGCUACAGAUCCUGUGAUAUAUGGCCAGGAUUUACCAAAUGAUCAGCAAAUGUAUAAUUAUGUUCAGUUGCUAACUAGAACUGGCAAACUAACAUUUGGACCAGGACAACAACAAGAAUGUUCAAGAUAUGGAAGACAGGGUAUUUCAUCAUUAGAUGCUAUUUCAGCAAGUAUAUCUCCAACUGUAAUUGACAAGAUUAAUCAGUAUCCAGCCAGUAGCAUAUCUCAAAUAGGAACAAAUUAUGCUGCUAAGGAAGAACCUGUUAUAAGUAAUGAAGGUAACUUGACACAUCCAGAUCAUCAGGUCAGUUUGCCACUACCAAAAUUUAAAAAAGUUGUCCAUAAUGCUGCUUCUGACAUUAAGGAAGCUACUGGACAAACACCUUCAGCAUCAUAUUCUGCAAUUGGUUUUCCAAGGAAUCUGACGAGAGGAAAUGGAAACAACCAACAGGCAAUAUCUGUUGGCUGUGGCCCAGACUCGGGAGGCAACACGGGAUAUGUGUACAACAAUACAUCAAGAUUCGGAUCAAGUACCGCAGACAGAAAUGUUAAUUAUCGUUUAAAUGGCAAUGCAAAUGAUGCAGUAAUGAAAAAUGUACAAAGUAGUGGAACUGGUGCAAGUCAUGUUACUUUGAACUGUGCAAGAAAUUCAUCAUUUUCCAAUUCUGCUACAAACUUCAACAGCUUGCUGACACAAUCUUCAGCAAUAGAAAAUGCAAACUAUUUAAAUACUGACAAUCGUGCAUCUAAUUUCCAUCCAUUCCAGUAUGGAAAUGCAUCUCUAACAUUGCAUCAAAUGAUUCCACCUCCACCACUGGAUGGAACAACGUAUCCUCCGGAAUUUUGCACUGAAUUGUUAAAAGCAAGGGCAAAUCUUGGUUAUCUUACCACAUCGGGACCUGUCGGACCAGAUGGGCUACCAGUAUUUGAUGUACCUGGAUUAUUUGGAAUUCCUUCACAUGUUUACGGUUUUCGAUCAGUUAGGCGAAGUGGACCCUCAAGCGAGCUUCAUCUGCGCUUAGAAGAGUGCUAUGAUCAGUUUAAGAGCUUGGAAAAGGAACGAAAGAAAACAGAAGCAGAUUUAGCACGGCACAACCCAGGGAAAAAAGUAUCUUCAGCUAAUAAUAUACCUGUACCUCGAUUACCACCAACACCUUCAAGAGUUGAUCGACUAAUAAUUGAUCAGCUUCGUGAACAUGCAAGGGUAAUAACACUCAUUGCAAAAAUGGAACGUCUUCGUGGUGAAGCUGUUCACUCAAAUAUUCAUGCAUCAAUGGAGGCAUGGCUUGAAGCAAUAAAGAAAGUACAGUCACGCCGUCGAGAUGAAAUAAUUAAUUCUACAAACCGCCAUCACAGUUUUGUAGCAGGGAUUCCCACUCCACGAAUUCAAGAAGACAAAGAUAUUUUGGCAUUGGCAGCCAGCAUUCAAGAGUUAAGCAUUGCUUCCAAGAAAGCUCGUACUGGUAUGUGGUGUGCCCUAGAAACAACACUUCUUAGCCAGGGCGAGAAAAGUGAUGAGGCUCUGCAAGAUACAGAUAAUAAUCCACCAAAUACCGAUAUGAAGAAGUAAUAUAAAGUUUGUCUACACUGCUUUAAUCAGUCUGAUUUUGUAUCUGGAUAUGAUUCUUCUUGAAGUCUGUUCUAAGUUAUGUAAUUAUUUAUUAAU
Messenger RNA from Schistocerca serialis cubense, 2511 nucleotides. RefSeq lists its product as uncharacterized. The coding region runs from base 85 to 2415 and encodes 776 amino acids. The transcript is spliced from 12 exons. Gene Ontology annotation, cellular component: cytoplasm; nucleus. The record is from RefSeq and is a predicted model, not a curated record. Gene Ontology annotation, biological process: male meiosis I; mRNA stabilization; meiotic cell cycle. Lineage: Eukaryota; Metazoa; Arthropoda; Insecta; Orthoptera; Acrididae.